AUGGGUUCGCAAAAUUCAAGACCUGGAAAAGUUUUACCUGUUAUUAAUGAGUCAUUAGAUAGUGAAGCUCAUGAGCAGUUUCGAUAUUUACUAGGUCGUAGAUUUCAUAAUGUAUCUGAUAUUACCUAUGAUCUACCAAAUGACGAGGAUGAAACUCCUCAAUUAGAAGAAAGAUGUAAUGUUCUGGAUGUUGGAUGUGGACCAGGCACAUGGGCAAUAGAGAUGGCGAUGAAUUAUGAAAAAUCCUCUUUCAUCGGUAUAGAUAUUUCACCAAUAUUUCCAAUGGAAAUCAAACCCAAUAAUGUUAAUUUUGAAGAAGGAAAUAUUAUGGAUGGAAUCCCUCAUCCUGAUGAAUCAUUUGAUUUUGUACAUAUGCGAUAUAUGUUUCCAUCUUUUACACAAUCUCAAUGGGAAGAAAUAGUCAUGAAUGAAAUUGUACGUGUUGUCAAAAUUGGCGGUUGGUUAGAACUAUGUGAAUAUGAAUUAUGCCAAGAUUGUGGUCCGGUGUUGGAAAAUUUAUUGUCUGCUCGCAGGGAAAUGCUCAUCAAGGAGGGAAGAAAUCCAGAUGUUGCUCAGAUUAUUGGAAAAUUAAUGAGAGAUACACAACAUUUUGAUGAUAUCUGUCAUAAAACAAAAGAAGUUCCAAUUGGCUCAUGGGCUGGCAAGAUAGGAGAAGUGGGAAGGGAUAAUAUCAUUACCCGGAUGAUCGGAAUAAAACCAGCCCUAUCUCCAUUCAUGAAUAUUUCUUCUGAACAAUAUGAUGAAAUGAUGCAAAAAAGUAUUGAAGAGUUUAAUGAAUAUAAAACAUUUUUCAUUACUUCUAGAUGGUAUGCUAAAAAAAAAGCUAAAAACACAACAUAA
Dentiscutata erythropus is the source of this 861-nucleotide messenger RNA. Lineage: Eukaryota; Fungi; Glomeromycota; Glomeromycetes; Diversisporales; Gigasporaceae. The record is from the annotation of a GenBank genome assembly.